Notolabrus celidotus (New Zealand spotty) is the source of this 1738-nucleotide messenger RNA. RefSeq lists its product as uncharacterized. The transcript has 4 exons. The record is from RefSeq and is a predicted model, not a curated record. Gene Ontology annotation, molecular function: DNA binding. NCBI's taxonomy places the organism in Eukaryota, Metazoa, Chordata, Actinopteri, Labriformes, Labridae. Bases 162 to 1544 code for a protein of 460 amino acids.
UGAGGCAGCAAUGCAUUAUGGGACAUAGUGUAGCUCUACACAAGAGCUAGCUUACCUCAUGCUAAUUGUUCUCAGUAAAGUAAAAUGUUAUACUUUGACAGAGGCUGCGUAUUUUAUAAUUCGCUAUCUGUAAUGUCUAAUACUCUGCGCUGCUGACAGAGAUGGUCCGUAAAAGAAGCGUAGUCUGGGGAUAUUUUUCAACCGUGAAUUCAGAGUCGGUCCAGUGUUUGCUCUGCAGAUGUUUGGUGGCUAAACCAGCUCAGGGAACCACCACUGCUAUGCUGAGACACCUGCGAGUCAAGCAUCCCACCGAGGCCCAAAUCAAAAGCCGUCUGCCUGAGAGGACCUUCACCCACGGAGACAUGGAGACAGACAGCGAACAGUUCUACUCAGUGGAAGUUGCACUGGAGGAAGGAGACUCUGACAACCUUGCCAUGGGAAAUGAAGUUGAAGUUAAUUCUGCUAUCAGCGGCAUCCUGGAAGCAGAACAAACAGAACAAAUGAGAAAGGAAGAGGCGAUCAGUGACUUCAUUGUGAGUCGGCGACGGGGUAAAAGAAGCGUGAUCUGGAGGCAUUUUGAAUUCUUGGAAAGUACGUCUUCUGCUCAGUGUCGCAUUUGCUUGAAGGAGCUUCAGUGCUCUGAAGGCGGGAGCACCAGCAACUUACAUCGACACAUGUCAAAGAGACACCCAGCUGUGUUUUCUCAGCUUUCAGCCAAUGGGCGAAACCCACGGCCAUCCUACUCAUCACGGGGAUCAAAUACGGUUGAGGGAACAUCAACACAACCAGAGACUGUUGGGAUCACAACGAAAAGAGAAUUUCCAGCAGAUGUUUCAGUGGAGGACGGGGACUCUGACAGUCUUAACGCAGGGAUUGAUGCUGACAUUAACUCUACCAUUAAUGGAAUCUUGGAAGCUGCACAAGGAGGUCCUGAAGAACAAAUGGCCCCUUUAGAGUCGAGUUGUGACCUCCCCAUGACUCGCAGACGGAGUAAACGGAGCGUGAUAUGGAGGCACUUUGAGCGUCUGGACAAUUUGGAUGCAGCUCAGUGUCGCAUUUGCAUGAAGAAAUUACAAUGCUUUGGAGGCGGCAGCACCAGCAACCUGCAUCGACACAUGUCAAAGAGACACCCGGUGGUGUUCUCUCAGCUCUGGACUGAUGGACAGAAUCAAAGUCUGAACGGGGACACACAGGCCCCGCCUGAGACUCUUCAAGUGAAAAAGAAGAGACUGUGUCCAGGUAUGUUGAAGUUUCCCAGAGCAUCUGAAGGACAAUCGCGUGUGUUCAGAAGAGAGCGGGAGCUGAUAGAAGCUCUUAGGAGAGCGCAGAGGGAGGAGGCUCACGCGCUGGAGCAACAGAGGGAGCUGAUUGAGAAGCUGCGUGCAGCGAAUGCCAGGGAGGCAGCUGCAGAGAGGGAGCAAAUUGAGUCAUUGAGGAAAGCACAGAUGGAGGAAGCUAGAGACUUGUGUAGACAGAGAGAAGAGCUGCAGAAGGAAAAAGAAGAGCUGCAGAAGAAAGGGGAAAAGCUUCAGGAGCAAAGUUAGGAAAUAGGAAUGAUUCUGUUUAUCUUGGGGACAGCAACACUCCUGAGUCUGGUACAACAUAAAGACUGGUCUGUCAUACUGCUAUCAGACCAUAACUGCUUUGGGACUCAUUUAAAAGGACAGCAAUGUAAAUACAUGCUUAUUACACUGAAUAUAUGUUGCAAAUAUUCAAAUAAAUGUCAAAUUAAAACGUG